Ananas comosus (pineapple) is the source of this 781-nucleotide messenger RNA. RefSeq lists its product as uncharacterized. The transcript has 4 exons. The record is from RefSeq and is a predicted model, not a curated record. The coding region runs from base 93 to 590 and encodes 165 amino acids. NCBI's taxonomy places the organism in Eukaryota, Viridiplantae, Streptophyta, Magnoliopsida, Poales, Bromeliaceae.
AGUGGAGUAGAAGUAACUCAACUCCAACCCCACAUCCUCCUCCCUCAUAGCCAUAUCCUCUGUUCUAAUGUUAUGUUUUGUUAUGUUAUGUUAUGUUUCCGCGAAUUCUCCUCAUCCCUGCUUCUUCUUCUUCUUCUUCCUUACUCUUCCAUCCCUUUCGGCUCUAUGCCUGCAUUCAUAUGCGAACUGCUCUAAAUAAUGAUAAUAAUAAUAGCAAUAGCAUUGAUAAGAAGCAGUCAUGGAGCACUCGCAGUUUCUUCAACCCUGCACCAGUUCUCCUCACCCUUGCAGUCGUCCUAUCGCCACCGCGGCCGUCGCCGGACGCAUUCUCCAACGUUCCCCAGACCCUCUCCGGGGAUGACGCCAGGCGAGCUCGGAUCCAGCGGCCCAAGUCGCGGAAGGCGGAGUCCUGCACGGCCAAGUGCGUCGGCACCUGCAUUCGUGGUGGCGCCGGAUCCCCCGGCGAAGGCCCACUCAACGUCAGGAGGCCUCUUGUAGUGUUCAAACAAGGAUUUCGCACUCGCCAAUACUGCCUUGUUGAGUGCUCAGACAUUUGUAAUCUAAUCAAGGAUGGAGAUGACGGCCCCUGAAGCACAGGAUUUAUUUUGCUGCAAGGCGUAUUCCAGCAUGACACUCAAACCAGUGGUGAAAAAACUGAAUCAGUUGUUUCAUGUCUCAUUGGGUACUUGUUUUUGAUAUAAUGUCUCUUUUUUUCUUAUAAAGAUCAAUUUGUUGGCGCACAAAUUUGUCCCUUCGAUUAAUUGUUACUCGUUACUCUGUA